AAGUAUCCAGAGCCUCUUGCUUGCACAUCAGCUCCCUGUGAAGUUAGAGCCCCGCAAAAUUCUCAAAACAACUUGUUGGAAAUGUGGCCUCCUCACCUUUAAAGGAAAGACAUCAAGAGUGGCCGCAGGUGUGAGUUUGCCUGUCUUCUCCCUACUCCAGCACAGGGAGGGACACGAUGGGCUUUGGGAAUUUUUGGAGGAAUUUCUGGAAUUAUGAGACACCAAAAAUGAUUGUGGUGAAGAAUCAUAACUUAGGCAUCAUUUACAGGCUGAUCCAGCUCCUGAUCCUGGUUUACUUCAUCUGGUAUGUGUUUAGCAACCAGAAGGGCUACCAGGAGUGUGAGUCCAGUCCAGAGAGCUCCGUCAUCACCAAAGUCAAGGGAGUCACCCUUUCACGGCACAAGGUGUGGGAUGUGGAAGAAUAUGUGAAGCCCCCAGAGGGAGGGAGCGUCUUCAGUAUCAUCACCCGUGUUGAGGCUACCCCCUCUCAGACACAGAAGACCUGCCCGGAGAACUUGAGGGCGUCCUGCAGUUCUGACAGUGAAUGUGCCAUGGAUAAGGUUGAGAUGCUGGGGAAUGGAAUGAAGACAGGGCGCUGUGUCCCCUACAAUGUCACCAAGAAGACCUGUGAGGUCAUGGCCUGGUGUCCUGUGGAGAACCAGGCAACUUUCAGUGAGAGUUUGGCAACGAUGGCUCCAGAGUUCACCAUUCUGAUCAAGAACAGUAUCCACUUCCCUCAUUUUCAUUUUUCCAAAGAGAACAUCAAGGACAACAGGGAUGGCUAUCUGAGGAACUGCACUUUCAGUGAAACCACAGAUCUUUACUGCCCCAUCUUCAAGCUGGGCUUCAUUGUGGAACAGGCGGGUGAGACCUUUGCUGAACUGGCUGAAAAGGGUGGGGUGAUCGGUGUGAUCAUUAACUGGAAUUGCAACCUUGACUUGCCGGACUCCGAGUGCAACCCCAGAUACUCCUUCCGCAGGCUGGACCCCAGGUGGACCCAGGUCUCCUCUGGCUACAAUUACAGAUUUGCAAAGUAUUACCAGUAUGGUGGAAGAAGCACACGCACCUUGAUAAAAGCCUAUGGAAUCCGCAUUGAUGUCAUAGUGCAUGGACAGGCCGGGAAAUUUAGCCUUAUUCCUACCAUCAUCAACCUGGCCACAGCCCUCACAUCCAUUGGAGUGGGGUCCUUCCUCUGCGACUGGAUAUUGCUGACUUUCCUGAAUAAGAACAAGGUGUACAGCACCCAAAAGUUUGACCAGGUGUCAAAGGGUCCCGAGGCCUCUGUGAGAGCUGAACCCCAUACCACCAAUUCCGGCCCCGAGACGUUCUCCUUGGCAGGCCCCAAAGCCCCCAUCGCCCUCUGA
Messenger RNA from Candoia aspera, 1364 nucleotides. RefSeq names its product P2X purinoceptor 2-like. The coding region runs from base 177 to 1364 and encodes 395 amino acids. Gene Ontology annotation, cellular component: nuclear inner membrane; plasma membrane; signaling receptor complex. Gene Ontology annotation, biological process: calcium ion transmembrane transport; response to ATP. The record is from RefSeq and is a predicted model, not a curated record. NCBI's taxonomy places the organism in Eukaryota, Metazoa, Chordata, Lepidosauria, Squamata, Candoiidae. Gene Ontology annotation, molecular function: ATP binding; extracellularly ATP-gated monoatomic cation channel activity; purinergic nucleotide receptor activity. The transcript has 12 exons.